AUCAUCAAAAAGUCAAAAACUGUCAAUUUCUCAUUAAAAUUGUAAAUUUGCCAAUAUCACAAGAUUAUUUUUAUUAUUUUUUAUACACAGUUUUUGAAUCAUGGUUUGUGACAAGUGCCAGAAGAAAUGUGGCAAAGUGAUUACUCCAGAUCCCUGGAAAAGUGGAGCGAGGAACACGACCGAGUCGGGUGGUAGAAAAAUAAAUGAAAACAAGGCCCUCACUGCAUCCAAAAACAGAUUUAACCCGUACACUACUAAAUUUGAGACGUGCAGGAUCUGCAGACAAAAAGUUCACCAAGUGGGAUCACAUUAUUGCCAGUCGUGUGCUUACAAAAAAGGGAUAUGUGCGAUGUGUGGUAAAAAGAUUAUAAGUACAAAGAACUAUCGACAGUCUGCUGCGUAGUUAAUGGCAUUUUUUACUCGAGGUAAUCGGAAGUUUAGAUAAUUUAAGGUACAGAUGAAUUUGUCCGUUUGGAAAAUGGAAGAAUUUUAUUGUUCUACGUAAAAUUUCAUUAUUAUUUAAAUGAUUUUGCAACUAUUCCAUUACAGAAAAGAAUAGCUACGGAACUAUAUGUUUUUUCAGUUAAUGUUUAUUAAGAUAUCUUGUGUAUAUAUUGUAAAUAGCUUAAGGUGAUCGAUUCUGUAGAUGUAUAUGUAUGGUAACUUUACAGAGAAAAAUAAAAAUUUAGUAUAAAUUGUUUAUUAAAAUUUAUUUUGUUAGAAAAUAUAUACAAUGUUAUUAACCCUUAAAAUGUAUAGAACCAAUCAUAACAAUGCUUAAAUCAUAUAAAAUAUGUAUUUAUUAUUACACUAUGUACAAAUCGUCAACAAUAAACUAUGAAUAAAUCUCGGUAUAUAAAAAUUGUGCUCCAUUAAUUCACAAAAUUAUACAUUUUAAAUAAUUGAUUAAUAUAAUAUAUAGAAAUUUUUUAA
This is a messenger RNA of Anoplophora glabripennis (Asian longhorned beetle), 933 nucleotides long. RefSeq names its product cysteine-rich PDZ-binding protein. Gene Ontology annotation, molecular function: PDZ domain binding; microtubule binding. Bases 101 to 403 code for a protein of 100 amino acids. NCBI's taxonomy places the organism in Eukaryota, Metazoa, Arthropoda, Insecta, Coleoptera, Cerambycidae. The transcript is spliced from 2 exons. Gene Ontology annotation, biological process: cytoplasmic microtubule organization. The record is from RefSeq and is a predicted model, not a curated record. Gene Ontology annotation, cellular component: dendrite.